UGUUGAUUUGAAUUUGAAUUUUUAAAAAAAGUUACCUGGCUGUAAGUUUAUUUGAACCGCGAGCUCGGGUGACCCUUACUGAGGGUGUCAACUGAUGAUUGUUUGGUUUACUGAUAGCGUAUGCAUGUGCAUGUAGAUUUAUGUAGAUUCAAGUUUUAUAAAGUUUGAGGAUACUGGAGGAAAGAAGAAACGAGGAUAGUGGUUUAUCAUGCCGAGUACUCGCGGGCAGAUCGAUUCAGCGGAGUAGUAGAGGAUAUGAAAAUCGCGACGCCUGGUCGAGUAAAAUUUCACCAGUGUCUGCUCGUUGCCACGCCCGCGAUCACGGUGUCAUUAAAUUCGAUGACAAAUGGACCGUGGAUGGACACGGGUGGGCCGAUGUCGAGACUCGCUGUCGGUGGAUGAAAAAUUCUAGCAGGUUAACGUUUAAAUUGACACUCGGCCGAGUCGAUGCGAACGAGCAGGUAGAAGAGCCGUUGGAUGGAGCGAUGAGCGCUGCCCCCACCCGGGGCCAAUCGCCCCGACGUCAGAGACGCCACCGACAUCGACAUCGUCACCACCAGCAUCGACGGCGACAUCAUCACCUGAGAAAUAAUAAUAAUAAUAACGAUCCCCACGACGACGGCGCAUUUCACGAGCAGUGUCGCUACUCGUCAGACUGCCAGGAAACUCGUGGUGACGAUCUAGAGACCUCGGAAACUAGUAAACAAAUACGCGAAGAAGGCGAAACUCGUCCGAAAGUUAACCCGAUAUUCUUGUGGGCUCUCCAGCGAGAACAGAAAAUAGUUGAGGUUCGGUGCGAAGACUACGACAAGAGGAAUAGAAUAAAAUUGACUAAAACUCCUUACGGGUGGAGAUCGAUACCAAGAACUUCCUCGAGUGUUUAUAAUUCUUGUCACUGUAGAUCGAAUUAUUCUGCUAAUAAGGACAAGCCGACGUCGUCGUCGCCUUCUGUGUCGUCAAGUUGUGUUCCGUGUUCGAUGUCAUCAAAAAGUUCGUCUUCUUCACCCUCGUCGUACUCUGAGUCGACUUCGUUUUCCUCAAGAUCUUCGGCCUCUUAUAUGGCGAACAAAAGUAAGGACACGUGCGUUGUCCCGGAAGUCAGUAGAAAGGAAUCAGGAAAACGACGUCGCAGAUCACGUUAUCAUGUUUCGGAUGACGAAAGUGACGCGACGAGAAGCUCAUGUAGAAAUUCGAGAAUAAGCUUCGAUUUGUCGUGUGAUGAUCAUCAUGAAGAGGAUCCCGAUGACAGAGAUGAUUACGAGGAACGUGAAAGAUUUGACGACCAUGAUGUUCAUGAUGGCGACUAUGAGUUUGAUGACACCCAGCAUGAAAACUCAAGAUUUUUAACUACAGCAUGUGGUCGUAAAACUUUUGGAUUAAUUGAUUUAGAGAAAGUGCAGAAGGAUUCGUUACUGCAACCGCGUGUUGUUUUGGAGCCGCUCAAUCCCUCGCGGUAUCGCUUUAGUAAUUUGAUUGAGAGUUCAAAGUUGGACGAUGAUAUCGAAAUGGUGGUUGAGGAUGAUGAUGAUGAUGUAGAACAAGGUGUAGAAAGUGUUAAAGAUAAUAAUAAAGACAAUAAUAAUGAUAAUGAUGGUGGAGUUGGUAAAAUUGAUGUCAAUUCUGUUUCUGUUUCUGUUGUAAGAGCAGAAGAUACCGAAGAAGAAAUAGAAGAAAUUGAGGACGAUAUUAAAGACAACGUUGAAGAGCUUGAUGAUGAAAAUGCGACGGUCUUCGAGUACGAUGAUCGUGACUCUGUGGAGAUGAUGGACGACGAGGAACUUCAUGAGCGCGAAGACGACGUACUGAGUCCUGACGAUAAACUUCCGGAUAGUGAAUUUUAUCAAGCGCAUUCUGUUCCUACGAAUAAAGUCCAGGAGACUUGUUUUGAGGAUGACAUCAUCGAGGAAGAUGUGGAUCAAGUGCAAGUUAACGAUAUGAAAAUUGUAAAUCACAGACCAAGAGUACCUGGAAGCAUUCCUCUGCCAGAUCUUAAACCCAUCAAUGAUUCUCUUGACAAGCCCCGUUUUCCAAAGACACUCCAGAUCACUCGAACGUGUUCGCAACAAGUUCCCCCGAGUCCUCCGUGUUCUGUGACCUGUUCCGAAGACGCAUCGCGACCAGAGAUCAUCAGGAACAGAGUCAUGCCUUCAGUGAUACCCGAAAAACGUCGACGGGAAGCUCCAGAUCUGAUAGAAGUUAAGCCGACUGAGUGGAGAAGACGAGAAGCUUUGAAACCAGCGAAUCAACUCAGGGAGUUAAUUAGAAAAUCCGGUGGAUCUAUUCCAGAUCCACUUUUAGUACCGCGAGAUCGUCUGCCGAUUCUAGCGGCGUCUCCAGCAAUCGAAAUACCCCGAUUGCUUAUCACGAGACCAGACUUACGACUUCCUGAAGCUCUAUCCCAUCCAGAACUUCUCUCCGAUCCGGAUUUAUUAGUAAUCUCACUGUCACAUCUCCAGCAAGUUUUGGACGCCGUCCCCGAGUCUCGUAAUCGUGUGCAAGAAGAUAAAACUCAGCCAAAAUCUAACAGUAAUUAUCAGCAACAGCCGCAGUACCAGCCGCAGCAGCACCAGCUGCUACAGCAACAUAAUCAACAUCACACUAAUAACAAUAAUCAAAACUCGUCAAUGUCAACGCAUUCUGAAAAAAAGAGAUUGUCUUGCAAACCAAUAGGGAGUCUGAUGCCAGCACCAAUCGACCUCUCCCGACACUCGUCCUCUGUUGUAUCUCCAGCCCAGAAUUCCAUUCUGAGGGUAAGGACUGGACUACUCAGACAGGAAUCCGAAGUAACAUCAACAGCACGAAUUCCUGGAGACGAUUCCCGUCUCUGGCAUCCGCUUUUUGGCUGCAGGCAAAAAAAUGAGGAAAAAAUUCAAACGAAAUCGUUACAUCAGUCUCAAGACAGUAGACUCCAACAUCCUGGUAAUUAUCAACAACCUCAAGACACUAAUUCGCAUCGUGUGUCCUGGCACCGGACUACUUUAGCCUCCUGACGUUUAAUGGAUAUCAAGGUUUUAAAUAAUAAACAGCCUGGAAAUAAGACAAAGAGAGCAAGUCAAACUCAAGUGCAAUAGUAGUAAAACAAAAAAAAAAUAUAAAAUACAAAUUAAAUAAAUAAUAAUUAUAAAUAAUUGUAGUGCAAUACAACGCAAUACAAUAGUGCGAGUGUGAAUUAAGGCCAUGCUUCGAG
Molecule: messenger RNA, 3187 nt
Organism: Microplitis mediator
Lineage: Eukaryota; Metazoa; Arthropoda; Insecta; Hymenoptera; Braconidae
Product: probable serine/threonine-protein kinase kinX
Exons: 3
Coding region: 399-2990 (863 amino acids)
Source: RefSeq, a predicted model, not a curated record